AUGAGUAAGGAGCAGUCCGAAGAAAGUAGCAGCAGAGAAAUUGAUGAAGCAUCCUCUUCAUCGGAACCAUUCUUUGAUGUUGGACCAGAAAUUGGUGGGACAUUGCAGGCUUCCUCUUCAUCUGAACCUCUAGUUGAAUUUGGAUUUGAUGUUGGUGGAACAUCACAGGCUUCCGCUUCAUCUGAACCCGCUUUUGAGGCUGAAUCCCAAAGUGGUUCAGUGGAUCAAGAGCUUGUUUCCACUACUCCAGGUCCCUCAACUAUUUCAUCCUCAUCCGCAUCAGGUGAAUCAUCGGAUCCAAGUGGUUCAACCCGUGGAAAGGCUCGACCAAUUCUAGAAAAUUUAACAAUACCAGAACUUUGGGCGCAAUAUGUGAAGUGCCUAAUGAUGGCAGCACCAUCUAAUGCAGGACGAGUUGAGAUUGAACGUAGUGCUGGAUUACAUGCCGAAAAAUACUUGGAACAAAUUAUAAAACUAUCACCAGCACCAUCAACAACAACUGGGGAACCUCUAUCGGUACCAUGUUUCAAUCCUGAUGAACCAAGAGAAGUUAGUGAAGAUGAAAGAUAUAAAGUUGAGAUAUUAAAAGCAACUAAAGCAGAUAGCGAACUGAUAUGGAAUACUGCUGCACAGUCACAAGCAUUAGUUCUCAUUAGAAGAGGUAGAGGUCCAGCAGUAGGAUUGGAUGAGUUAAGAAAAUUUAAUACAGCAAUGCAAGAAGCAGCAGAUAUCUAUCGUGAAGCUAUUUCAACUAGUCAGGAAAGAUCAGUUAGUCGUGUUGGAAAUUAUUACUAUCGUGUAAGUUAUGCUGGUAAAACUGAAACUUAUCAUGCGGAUAUGAUGCGAGGUUUAAUUUUGGAUCAAUUACCGCUAUCAGUUCGCUUUUUUACGGAACAAACAAAAAGUGAAAGAUUGAAAAGUGUAUUGUAUGAAUUGAAACAAAAACGUAAACGUAAACAAUAA
Molecule: messenger RNA, 963 nt
Organism: Loa loa (African eye worm)
Lineage: Eukaryota; Metazoa; Nematoda; Chromadorea; Rhabditida; Onchocercidae
Exons: 4
Coding region: 1-963 (320 amino acids)
Source: RefSeq, a predicted model, not a curated record